UUAUUUAAUGGACAGUUCUGUCAUGAAACUCCGUAGACGCAGUAGAAUUUUCAACUACUAUACAUAUGAAAUUUAACAGAUGAUUGCUAAUGGGCGCAAUGCGCACGUGAAUUUGACUGCUCAUUCUACCCAUUCUGACGGAUUCAUUCAACAAUACGAGACUCUUAUGGACAAAGUACAAGUUAAUGUGGAGUAUUGUGGCUACUGCAACUAUGAAGCACAAUGCGAGGAAUUACGAGGCGUAGUCCUAAAGUUGGUCCCUGAAGUUGAGUUUCAGUGCAAAAGGGGAAGACAAGGUUCAUUCGAAGUGCAGAUAAAUGAGAAGCCCGUGCACUCAAAAUUGUCAUCACUGGCCUUUCCCGACUUCAAUGAUGUAGCGCAGAGUGUCCAGAAAGCAGCCGAAGGAGAGCCUCUAGGAAAUGUUCGGCAACAGCCAAUUACAGACUGUGUUCUGCAGUAG
This is a messenger RNA of Phlebotomus argentipes, 460 nucleotides long. RefSeq names its product migration and invasion enhancer 1. The record is from RefSeq and is a predicted model, not a curated record. The transcript has 3 exons. Lineage: Eukaryota; Metazoa; Arthropoda; Insecta; Diptera; Psychodidae. Bases 80 to 460 code for a protein of 126 amino acids.